Messenger RNA from Chaetomium fimeti, 1170 nucleotides. Its product is annotated as Fructosamine kinase-domain-containing protein. Bases 1 to 1086 code for a protein of 361 amino acids. The record is from RefSeq and is a predicted model, not a curated record. Lineage: Eukaryota; Fungi; Ascomycota; Sordariomycetes; Sordariales; Chaetomiaceae. The transcript has 5 exons.
AUGGUCCUCAAAAACGACCGCCAUACAAGCAGCGAGGCACCUGUCGGCCCCGUGGUGAAGCCGCAGGUCAGGGGCCCGCUAGAGUUGGACGCGGCGGUUGUCAAAGCAUUGCCGGUGCCUGGGUCAAAGCUCGUAAGUGCGAGGGAAUAUGGCUCAUCCCUCUGGGGCGGGGUCGGAAAGAUCACGGUUGAUGUUCCUGGCGAGGGGGUAAAAGAUUACUUUCUCAAGACCGUGAACCAGGGAAAUAUCGGUCGUGCCAUGGUUCACGGCGAGUUUGAGUCCCUCAACGCGAUCCACACCGUUUUUCCAGAUUUUGCUCCCCAGCCCCAUGCUUGGGGCCAGUACGAGGACUCACAAACCUGGUUCCUACUCACCGAGUUUCGCCAUAUCGGGAAACAGCCCGCAGAGCCUGUUGCGUUCACGGAGCGCCUGGCGGAACUGCACAAGAAGUCCACCUCACCUACAGGCAAAUUCGGCUUUCAUAUGACGACUUGCCACGCCAAGCUGCCGCAGGCCGUAAACGGUUGGGAAGAUUCCUGGGCUGUGCUAUACCGCAAACAGAUGAUCCGAAUGAUCAAGCUCGACGAAGAAACGAACGGCGUAUGGCCCGAGUUCAAGGCAGUCAGUCAGCUCCUCGUAGACAAGGUUAUCCCGAGGCUUCUGGAGCCGCUACAGUCCGAUGGCCGCAGUAUCAAGCCUUGUUUGGUACACGGCGAUUUGUGGGACGAGAAUACGGCCAUGGACGCUGUGACCGGCAAGCCCUUCAUCUUCGAUCCGUGCUGCUUCUAUGCCCAUAACGAGUACGAGAUGGGCAAUUGGAGGGCGGCAAGGGUCAGGCUAAGCGCCAAGGAGUAUAUCGAGGGCUAUAAACAGUCGUAUCCGCCUUCGGAACCCCAGGAAGAGUGGGAUGACCGUAACCUACUUUACUCGCUCCGUUUUGACCUGGGUUGUGCUAUCAACAUUCCAGGUCCUAGCAACCCGCAACGUCCGAUUGUCAAAGAUAAUAUGACCCUCUUGUGCGCCAAGUUCUUCCCAGAAGAACUCCGAUCCCUCCAAAACACAUUAGCCAAGCGGCCUCAGGAGUAAUCUACGAGGAAACUUUAAGAUGGACUGACUAACAAACCCGGCACGAUGGGAAGGCAAGAAAAGAUAUGGGAUUGGGGUAGAUGG